AUGUUAACAAGAAUCCUUCUACUGUUUCUUCUACCAAACUUGAUGCACAAUGCGUUGGUAUCGUCAUUUGAAUGCUCGUGUACACUGAACCCAACGACUGGAAGCCCUAGCACAGAAGAAAGCACGAAAACUUCCUUCACCUACUCCACUAUGCACCCUGGUUUGUAUUUGAAUGAUAUUCUUUCAGCAAUUGCAAGGAACUCCUCUAAAGCCUGA
This is a messenger RNA of Haemonchus placei, 216 nucleotides long. Lineage: Eukaryota; Metazoa; Nematoda; Chromadorea; Rhabditida; Trichostrongylidae. The record is from the annotation of a GenBank genome assembly.